Molecule: messenger RNA, 3705 nt
Organism: Chenopodium quinoa (quinoa)
Lineage: Eukaryota; Viridiplantae; Streptophyta; Magnoliopsida; Caryophyllales; Amaranthaceae
Product: putative disease resistance protein RGA1
Exons: 2
Coding region: 1-3705 (1234 amino acids)
Biological process (GO): defense response to other organism
Molecular function (GO): protein binding; ADP binding
Source: RefSeq, a predicted model, not a curated record
AUGGCGGUUGCAGAAGCCAUAGCAAUCGAGGCUGCAAAAGCCAUGAUACAAUUAGUGGCGACUCGACCAUUAGAGGAGCUACGCCUCGCUUGGGGUUUCAAGGAUCACCUACGAAAACUCAACUCAAAAUUAAAUUACAUUUUAGCAUUUUUGAAUGACAUGGGAAGCGCCAAGAAAGAAAUGGAAGUCCAACUUGUAAAUUGUUGGCUACAAAAUAUCAAAGAUGUCGUCUAUUUUGCGCAAGAUAUUAUGGAUGAGUACGCCUAUGAAAUCCUCCGUAGGAAACUCGAGAUAAAUAGUAACGCAUCGAGGAAACGUUUACGUCUCCACAAUGUGAUGUUUAAGCGAUCGAAUCGAAUCAAGUUCCGUUUUCGGAUGACUCGUAAGGUGACCGAGAUCCUUGCCAAGUUUGAUGAGCUUGAAAAUGAUGCUAAAAAUUAUGGGCUUAAAGCGGUGAAGUUGGCAACGGAUGCACGUACAUCAACUUAUAAUGAUGAUAAUAUGAAUGAAUAUUAUUGUAUGUUGAAGCAAGCUCGUCGAAAUGCGGGUGUAGAAGAUGGAUCUGAGUUUGUUGGAAGGAAGAUUGAUGAGGAGAAGUUACUGCAAAUGAUUUGUUCAUCAUCACCUGGAAAUAACAGUAAUUCUGGCUUGUGUGUUAAGGCCAUAGUUGGAAUUGGGGGUCUUGGCAAGACUACUUUAGCAAGGCGCUUAUACAACAAUGACCAAAUAAUUGGGCAUUUUGCAAAGCGAAUUUGGAUAUCAAUGUCAGAAGAUUUUGAUGCUAAAAGAGUUUUGAAGGAGAUGGUUGAAUGUCCUACAAAAAAAGCAUACUUAACUAGAACACAUGCAAUUAUAAAUCAGCUUCAAGAAGAGAUUAAAUCGAGUAAAUUCUUGCUCGUCUUAGAUGAUGUAUGGAACAAAAAUGAUGAUAUGUGGAGCUCACUACACCGGUUGCUGCAGAGAAUUGGGAAUUCUGCUCAAAGUGUGAUUUUAAUUACUACUCGUAGCAACGAAGUUGCUAUGGAAGCCGAAGCACAUACUCACUUGUUGACAGGUUUAUCAGAUGAGGAAAGUUGGGCUCUUUUCACGCAGCAAUUUAGAGCUAGUGAGGCAUUGCUUAAUGUUCCGUGUUUUGAAGAAGUUGGGAGGACGAUUGUUGAGAAGUGUAAGGGUGUUCCAUUAGCCAUAAAAAUGAUUGGAAGAUCACUCGAGUCAAAGAAGUAUCUGUAUGAGUGGGAGAAAAUAGAGAAAAGUGAGCUAUGGCAUGUAGAAUAUGCUAAAAAUCAUAUCCUACCUUCGAUAUUGUUGAGCUAUCAUCAUUUACCUUGUUUGUCAUUGAAGCAAUGUUUUGCUUAUUGUGCAAUUUUUCGUAAAGAUUGCCCUAUGGAACGAGGUGAUUUGAUUGCUCUUUGGAUGGCGCAAGGCUUCCUUCACAAACACGAAACAAGCUUAACAAUGGAGGAGAUUGGUGAGGAGUUUUUAGAAAUACUGUCAAAGAAUUUGUUCUUGGAAGGAAAAGAAAGUGAGAAAACAGGACGGAUUUUGUCUUAUAAGAUGCACGAUUUGGUGCAUGAUCUAGCAGUGUAUGUAUCGCGUAAGGACUUGUUGGUAUGGAACAAAGAAGCAAAGCCGAAUAGUGACAUUGAGUGUAGACAUUUAGUAGGCAAGUUUAGUGUACAACAUGCGUUUCAAGAAAUCAUUCCUGCAGAGAUUUCUACAAAGAGACUACGAACGAUUAAUCUUUGGGCUGGUUUGCCAGGUAAUUUGUUAACAGUUAGAUAUCUACGAACUCUAAUGAUUGAUGGGAUUGGCCUUCGGGUGGUACCAGCUUCCAUUCGGAAGUUGAAGCUUCUCAAGUAUUUGGACUUAUCAAACAAUCCGUUCAAAAUGUUACCAGAGUCAAUCACUAAGCUCUACCAGUUACAAACUCUGAAACUUACCGGCUGCAAAGAACUAACAGAGCUACCAAAUGAACUGCAUAAGUUGGUAAACUUAAGACACAUUAUGACAACAGAUCAUAGUGUGUUUGCAUCUAAAGGAUUACAACAAUUGACAUGCCUGCAGACCUUACCUGAUCUUGCAUUGCGCGAUGGAGAAGGAUGGACUGUUGAUGAAUUAGCCUCUUUACAUGAAGCUAGAGACGGUCUCUCUAUCUCAGGUCUUGAAUAUGUGAAGAGUGAAGCUGAAGCAAGAAAAGUUGAGCUUGGAAAAAAGGUGAAGCUUUUACGAUUGCAUCUAGUUUGGUCUGGUAAUAGAGUAGACAACAACACUGAUACUGAUGAGGAAGUUCUGACAGGCCUUGAACCUCACCCAGGUAUAAUAGCACUGGCUAUAGUUGGCUACAAUGCCGAAAAAUUUCCUAUAUGGAUGAUGAAGAUGGCUGUUAAAUUUGGGGCACCAAGAAGUAAGAUAGUACCUCUUAGCAAUCUCAAAGCAAUAAAACUCGUGGAUUGCAGAAGAUGUCGAUUUCUUCCCACACUCGGUCAGUUGCCAUUUCUUAAGUAUUUAUAUCUAGAUAAAUUAGCUGUGGAAUGCAUAGAUGAUCACUUCUAUGUAAGUGAUCAGGAUCUUCACAGGCAAAUUGAAAAACUAUUUCCAGCUUUACGAGAGCUUCAGAUCUGGAACUUUGACAGUCUGACAGAAUGGAUGCAGCCAUCUCCAACACUAGGGGCAAUAACCUUUCCUUUCUUGGAAAUUUUAGAGGUUAUGAAUUGCCCUCUUCUGGAGAUAAUACCGGCCCUGAAAUUUGAGUCCCUGAAACGGUUAAGAAUUCAAGAAUUUCCCGGUACUCAAUCCUUGGACAUUGUCAAAUACAGCAGCAGUCUCACAUCAUUAGAAGUUUGUGAGAUACUAAAAUUGAAGAGCUUGCCUCAGGAGGUAUCAAACCAUACAAACCUACAGAAAUUGAGUAUAUGGGGUUGUCAAGAACUCGAGUCUUUACCUGAUAGACUGCCAGCAUCUCUAAAGACCUUGGACAUAAGAGAAUGUCCUGCCUUAGCUUCACUUCCUGAUGAUCUUUUUCGGGACCUAUUGUGUUUGUGUAAGCUGAAUAUCUACAGAUGCAGCGGAUUAAAAAAUAUUUCAACUAGUUUGCAAGAAUGUGCAUCUUUAAAGGAACUAAACAUAAAGCAAUGUCCAUCAAUAGAAGGUCCACAAACAGAUUUAAGCAAGUUGCUUGGUCUCGAAGAGCUGUGGGUUAACGAAGCAGGAGAAUUAACAACUUCCAUACUGCAAGCACUGCAACAUCUUCCAUCUCUAAUGGAGUUGAGCAUUGGUGGUUUUAAAGACGAAAAUGUGGUCAAAACUUACUUCGCAAACAAUGCCCCUUGCCUCACUAGCCAAUCCAUCAGCCUUACACGACUAAUUUUGGAUGGUUAUCCAAAUAUCAAAUUGGUACCUGAACAAAUCCAACUCUUUAGCAACCUUAAAGUCAUGUCUAUAUGGAAUUUCGAUAGAUUGGAACAACUUCCAGACUGGAUAAGCAAUCUGUCCUCGCUUGAGGAGUUGUCGCUUUACAAAUGCAAGAAUCUGAAAUUUCUUCCUUCGAAACAAGCCAUGCUGUCUCUGACUGAGUUUUGGCAUCUAGAUGUUGCUGACUGCCCACUGCUAACUGAAAGAUAUGCCAAAGAUGGCCCUAAAUGGCAUAACAUCUCACAUAUUUCUUAUAUUGUUUUUAAUGAUAACAUUUUUCAAAGUAAUGAAUGA